Molecule: messenger RNA, 903 nt
Organism: Rosa chinensis
Lineage: Eukaryota; Viridiplantae; Streptophyta; Magnoliopsida; Rosales; Rosaceae
Exons: 1
Coding region: 1-903 (300 amino acids)
Source: RefSeq, a predicted model, not a curated record
AUGUCAUCCAUUGAUGCAGUCACAGCGUCCUUUGCAACCUCUUUGGCCUUGGCCGGCAAUGAUUUCGUUGACAUCACCAAAAAGGAGGGAGGCGCGCAGCGGAGAGCGACACAGUCGUAUCUGCUUGCCAAACCUUUGGCACCAAAGCCGGUGCUGAAUGACCUCAGGCAACUAUUUCGGCGGAUAUGGGUUCUGGAGGCGGGAUUUCGAAUCCAACAACGAGCUGAGGAUCGUUUUCUCAUAUCUUUUGAUCUCCGACAAGACCGUAACAAGGUGCUGCGAGGCUGUCCAUGGCGUUACCAAAAGGCACCGGCAAUCCUGCAUAUCUUUGAUGGGGUGUCACCGAUUCAUCAGCUACCCAUGACUGACCUCUUCUUCUGGGUGCGCAUCACUAAUGUACCGUCGGACUUCGAAGAGCGCCAUACGAUCAGAAACAUCGCAUCUGUUGCUGGUAAGUUUCUUGAACUUGAUGACAAGCUGUUUAAUGCUACUAGAAGAAUUAGGGUUCGGGUAUCCCAUGACAUCUCGAAACCUUUUCACUUUAAAAAAACUUUAAAGUUGGAAACAAAUGUGAUUGCUGAGAUCUCGUUCUUCUUUGAGAAUUUGGGAAGUAAAUGUGAUGUUUGUCAUUUAAUCUUCCAUGAGAAUGGGCUCUGUCCACUAGCUGCUCAAGUGGCUCCUGCACCACCGGUAGAGAAAACUCCAGACAUCACAUGCCCUCUGCUAGGCUUUGCAAAUCAGAUUGUUAAUGGCACCUUCACUUUCCAGGGAGUGACGACCCCUAUCCUUCCUCCAGUGAGUCGAAUGCUAUUUGGUCCAAAGGAACAGAUACGAAAACCUAUUAUUAUUCUGUGCAUGUGCUACGCUCCAAGGACAUUGGGGAUUGCAGCAACACGGAGCUAA